AUGAAGGUUCCUGCAGAGUUUACGUCAGAUUCUGAGUCUGAAGAAGAAACUUCUUCUGAUGAGGAAGAGUUCCUACAGUGCAGAGCUACAUCACCAUCAGUUGAAACUACAACUGGCGAAAACAAUUCUAAUGCUGUCUCGGCUCCUAUGAAAAUUAAGAAGCCAACAACUGAAAAAAAGGUUCCCGUGAAAAAAGAAUCGGUUGGUCAACAGGUCAAUCCCCAAGAUCUGCCCGAUUCACUUUCACGAUCUGACAGCACUAAACGCCGUUACUCAUCAUCAGCCUCACGACCAAAUUCCCUAUAUUUUGACAGAUAUUAUUCUAAGUACGCUACACCCACUUAUCGUUCAUACAGGCCUCCAACCAGUAGUGCUGUAUCAGAUUACACGCGGCGUAGUUCAAAAGAAGAAAAAGUUCCUUCAUCGCCUGUCCAGGCAAAAACACCACCAAGUCCCUCAGCAAGAAACUUAUUGAAUGUUGAACAAGAUGCACCUUUUGCACGAGAUAUAUCGCCAAACGACCAAGAUCGGCCAGAAAAUCAAACAUCGGAAGAAAACAGCUUUAAUAAAGAUUUUAGAAAAUCAGUAUUAAAUAUGAAUCUUGAUGACAACCAAAAACAAGCCUGUAUUAGAAACCAAGACCAACGAGAGAAAAAGGACAUUUCUUUUAAUGACAAAAGAGACGACAGAAACAUUUCCCGUUCCAGCUCAAGAAGUAAAUGUCAAACUGGUGUCGGUCGCAGCAACUCAAGAAAUGAUAUCAGGAGGAACGAAUCAAGGAGUAACAUGGAUUCAGUAACAAAAUCUGGUUCCAAAAGUCGAAUCCCCAGAAGGAAAGGUAGCCGAGAGGACUUAUUAGAUGCCAAAGCAAGUGACAGAUCAAGAAGCUCUUCUGCUGAUCUUCUGGAGAGCCAUGUGUCAACUUCCUCAUCGAGUGAUGAUGACUCUGAUGAACGAAAUGGCAGAAGCAAAGCUUCAAAUACAAGUCGACCAAGGCGACGACGAAAGGGUUCCAAGGAUGAUCUUUUGGAAGAAGAUAAAACAUCUGGGUUCAGGGCUUCACGAGAUCUCCCUCCAGUACCAAAUCGAAAAGUAUCCAAUGAAAGUGUGGUGGAAGAUAAAUCAUUUUUUCCAAGACAAAAAUCCUUUGGAGAUAAAUUUUGGCCUCCUCAAAGUGAAUAUCACCCAGAGUACAAACGUCAAUCUUCAGUUAAUUGUAUAAACGAGAAGAAUAAAUAUGGACCAGAAUCUACACUUACAGAUAUAAACAAUAUACCUCACAAAACAGAAGGCCCUGUUGAAUUGGAAAAAGUAUCUUCUAGCGAAACCGAAAGUAGUACAGAAGAAUCAGAAGAUGAAGCAAAGAAGCCCGCACUAGAGGCGCCUGUAAAUAACAUAGUAAUUGAAGAGAGUAAUGCUGAAACUAACGAAGAUUCAUCUGAGGAAGAAGAGUCCAGUUCCUCAGAAGAAAAUGCAUCAAAAAAUCAAUUACAAGUUUCUGGGAAUAAUUCGCCUGCUGUACAAAAAUCGCCUACCGUCAUUCACGUCAAAGGUGUAGGAACACGUGAAGAAAUGCAGAAUUCGCAACCAUCAGUUGAUUCACGAGUUAAUGAAUCGCUUCCAGAAGAAUCCAGCGAAAGUGAGGAAGAAAGUUCAACUGAGGAAGUAGAAACUUCAGAAGAUGAUAAGAAAAAUAAAGAUGAGCAACUUCCUUUUUCUCCGUAUGAUAAUGUGACCGAGAAAUUUACUUUCAAACCAGUUACUGGUGUUAAUAAAGAACCAUCACAAAGAGAUUCUGGAUUUUCGGAAAUUGCACCAUGCAGUGAAUCUCCACACGAAAAUGCUUGGACAGGUUCGCCUCCUGUAACAACCUCAGGAUAUUCACCUAAACUGCUCGAGAAAAAUAUUCAAAAACAAAAAUCCAAAUCUGAAGAGCAAAGUACAUCUGGAGAAUCUGAAGAAGAAACAUCGGAUUCAGAAACAGAAGACCCAGAGAAAACAAUAAGCUCAUCAAAAACCACUAAAAAUUACCCUUCUUCGAAGUUCAUUGGUGACUGCAAAGAUAUUGAUUCUUUGCUUAGUGACGUUAAAGGAGAACCAGAAACAUUUGAAGAAUUUGAAAGUAAACUUGAGAAAGAAAACAUCAUAGAUAUUACUUCCCCAACAUCAGAUGAAGAAGAAGAAGAUAAUUCUAAUUCAAAACAACAGGAUUCCAGAAUGGACGCACGAGAUAAGCUGGUUUUGUUUAUUGGACAAUGUCAGGAUAUUGACGAAAUGCUAGGAUCACCUUCACCGGUAAGUCCUCUUGUGCAACAAGGAACUUCUAGUCAUAGAGACCUAUUCAGUACUGCUUCUCAGGAAAAAAAAACUACACAGUCAGUGAAGCCUAACCAGAUACACGAAACGAGUAAAAAUGAAACUGAAACGGAAGAGGAAAGUGAAGAAUCAUCGGAAGAAGAAAGUGAAAAUAGUCCUUUGGAGGAAGUUGAACCAUCGGCAGUGAGAGUUCACGAAUCCAAAGCUCAACAACCACAGCUGGACUCUUACACAGAAGAAAUUGAUUCAAGUGCUGUUAGAAUCCGUGAAAAUAAGCCAAUGAACACAGAACUUAGAGAAUAUACAGAAGAAAUCGAUUCUGGAGCUGUAAGAAUUCGGCAGCCACAAGUUAUGCAGGGACAGAUAACAAAUCCAAAACAUAAGUUGGAUGACUGCACUCUGCAGGUUUACAAAUAUAACAAUGACGAAGUGGAUUACGCAAACUACUUGGAUUUAGAAUCGACAAUAGACGAACAGUCCGAAGAAUUUGAUGGAUUUUCAGACAAUCGAAAGAACGCUAUCAUUUUGAGAACUCAGCUGUCAGUCCGAGUACACGCCAUAAUAGGUAAGUCAAGAAUCUCUUUGUACUUAUUAGAA
Messenger RNA from Limulus polyphemus (Atlantic horseshoe crab), 2913 nucleotides. RefSeq names its product serine-rich adhesin for platelets-like. The transcript has 3 exons. Gene Ontology annotation, molecular function: actin filament binding. Gene Ontology annotation, biological process: actin filament network formation; cortical actin cytoskeleton organization. The annotation marks the transcript as partial. Gene Ontology annotation, cellular component: cytoskeleton; cytoplasm. Lineage: Eukaryota; Metazoa; Arthropoda; Merostomata; Xiphosura; Limulidae. The record is from RefSeq and is a predicted model, not a curated record.